This is a messenger RNA of Actinia tenebrosa (Australian red waratah sea anemone), 958 nucleotides long. RefSeq lists its product as uncharacterized. Gene Ontology annotation, molecular function: serine-type endopeptidase inhibitor activity. Lineage: Eukaryota; Metazoa; Cnidaria; Anthozoa; Actiniaria; Actiniidae. The record is from RefSeq and is a predicted model, not a curated record. Gene Ontology annotation, biological process: response to wounding.
UUGGACGUAUCGCAGGCUCGUCUUCAGUUGGCUAAACAAACCGAACAUAUAUGGCCGAGAAAUUAAAUUUCAAGUUUCGAAGAAAAGAAGUGCCAAAGGAACCAAAAACGAAAUGGCCAGAGCUCAUUGGAAAGGAUGCCGAAGAAGCUGUCACAGUUAUUGACAGAGAACAUCCUGGGCUUAAAAUUCAAAUCAUUCCAGACAAGAGCUUCAUAAGCAAAAUCCAAGAACCCAAUUGUGUCCGCCUUUUUGUAGAUGCAAGACAAAGAGUUACAGUAUUACCAAAGACUGGUUAAAAACAUAUUUGUUGACUCCUGAACCAUAUAGCAAAUCCCUACAUCUUGCUACAGUGAAAACAUUACCAGUGAACAGGAUGCAAAUGGGGGGAGGGGAGGGAAAGGGGCAGCUAAGACUCUGUUUUUGUCUGUUAUUCCAUGAUAUGAACAUGUUUACAAGUAAUAAGUAUACCUUGAUCUUUACUUAGUUUUGCCUAUUGAAUACUACCUGAUACCUGAGAAUGCUUUCUCUGAAGUUGCUUUUGAUAUGAAUGAAUUAUAUAGACUAAGAACUUGAUAACUUAAAUAAAGGAGGGAAUCAGGUGAUAUACGUACAGUACAGACAUUGUUAAUAAGUAAUUUUUUGUUGGCCUUUGGUAUGCUUAUUUUUUAAACAUCAACUUAUCUCUUGACAUGUACAUUUACAUUUCUAAAGAAUUCAAAUUUCAGUUAUGCAAAAUGCACCUUCUUGGACAUCCUCAGUAACCCAGAGAUAAGAUCCUGUUGCUCGUUUCUUGCUACCAGAGAGUAGCGAGAACAAGUAAAUUUUACCCCUGGGUUACCCAGGAUGCUCUUGGUAUUUAUAAAGUAUAGAAGAGAAGUGACUGGACAACAGAACAUUACCAUGGAUUGCAAUAUGGAUUGUCCUCUAUUAAAAUGCUUCAAGAAAAGUUUAUUUCAAA